AUGUUCUCCCGAUUCCACCGGCGGGCUCCGUCCACGCCCAGCUCACCACUGCCCGACCAAUUGCCCUGGGAGGCUUCACAGCACGAGAAGCACCACGGCCGGACGCAUCACGACGUGUCCCGACCCAGAUCCAGCGGCAGCGCAGGAGCUGCCACGACCAGCUCAUUCUCCUCGACUACCCCCACAUCCACAACGAUGGCCUCGCCAGCGGCAGCAGCCACGAGCCCGAACAUGCCGCACACCCUCCCUCCGAUCACGCGGGUCGCUUCAAUGGCUUCGUCGACGGACAGCGCAUUCGACGGCCGGACCUCAACGACUGCCUUCUCGGGACAACGGUCUUCUCUCGAUAUAUGGCGUCAAUCACAAAUACAACCACAUCUACCAUCAAAACCACCACCACCACCACCACCACCACCCCAGACACAGCCACCGCCACCUCCAUCCUCGCUAUCCUCGGUGUCACAGCGAGCAUCCAACCUGUCCGCUGCAGCAGCCGGCUGGCCGUCAUACUCCAUAGAACACACGAGCUCGAUAGCCGUGACACCAGGUUCGGCAUCUGGGUCGACAUCAGAGUCAGGCGACAUGUACGGCCCGUCGGAGAAACGACUGACACGAUCUAAACCGCCCCCGCCGCCAAUCAACACCGACCUCGCCUCGGCACAGCUUCUCAGCGUCUAUGCCACCGGUGCAGACAGCAGGCCGGCCAAACUGACGCCGUCCUUUGUCACACCGACUGACCUGCAGUUUUCUGCGGCAGCAGCAGCAGCAGCAGCUUCGGCCGUUCAUACGGCAAGCACAGAUGCCCACGGCAGCAGCAGCAGCAGCAGCAGCAACACACGCCCCAAAAAGGGCCUCCCGUUCCUGAUGAAAAACCCAAUGUCAUCCCUCCUCAGUAGACGACGUCCAGCUCACAACAGCGUCGAGCCGUCGUAUGCGACCGACCAUGCGGACGUUCCGGUCUACGCGCCCAUCCGAGGCACCAGAGUACACGACUUCAGCGCUCCUCGGCCACGACGUGUCAUCUCGACCGAAGCACCCCAGAGCAUGGCCGCCGCAGCCGCCGUAGCUGCAACUACGGCAGCUUCGGUGGCCAGCCCAACUCAUCCGUCUGCCCCUCUUGCUGUGAGCGACAGACCUCCAGCUAGCCGGUAUGCCAAAGACGACCACAACUAUACCGUGCAGCAGCAGCAGCAGCAGCAGCAGUCGCCGUCGCCGUCACCGGCAUUCCUCCACAGAAGCGCCUCGGCCGCUUCCUCUUCUACCAGGAUAUCGAUGGAGAGCCGCGGGUCGCUGCACCUGUCGGCCUUGCCGACGUUACAGACACUGCAGGAAAACAAGCAGGUGUCGUUUGACGAGAAGCCGGUUCUCGGGCUGCCAGGUUUGCACGUCUCGCCGCCGAAGGACGCGGCUGUCGGAUCGUUGCCCUCCCAGACGCCUUCGACUCAGUCGCGGGCAGCCUCCAACGACGCCUCCUCUCUCCUCAAGCAAUCGUCCACCUCUUCGAUAGCGACUUCCCAAUCCCAGUCUUUGUCACUGCCCGACAUAACGCCCAGCCUGACCGUUGAUCCACCACAUCAGCCUGCGCCAGCGCCAUUACCAGCGCCAGCGCCUUUACCGGUGCCAGUCUUGUCCUCGGUGCCGAGGCAUAUGAAGAGCACGUCAUCCCGGUUCAGCUUCAUGGUCGGAUCUGCGAGCGAAGAAAAGCUGCUGGAAGAACGCCAUCGAAAGAAGCAGCUGGAGAAGGAGGCAACGCUUCCCGACGAAACGGUCGCCGACAUGGAGCCACGGGACUCGAGGUUCGACGAUUUUGACGAAGACAGCUUUGACUACGACACCAUGAUGGAUGAUGGCGGACUCGAGGAGAAGAUUCCGGGAGUCAACGCGGAUGCGGAAGAGGAGGACGACUACCUGUUCGAGGAGCCCGGUUACGGCUACGAAGAGGAGGAGGUUCCGCAGACGACCAUUGACAAUUACGACGUCGAGGACGAGACGAUGCCGACCACGCUUGAAGACGACGACCCGGAAGGACUGGACCCGAACAACGACCAGGAAAACUUUGCCGGCUUUGUGUUCCAACGAUCCAACCCGACAUCGUCACUGGUCAGUCCCAUUGCUGCAGGCACGACGGCGACGCCGCGCGACACGACUGACCGAGGGACCACGCCCGACUUUCUUCUGCCUGCCGCAUCGCCAUUCUCGCCCAUGUUCCCGCAAAGCGACAUCUACGGGACCAGCCAGGAGGCUAGAGGCUACGACGAAGACGCCACGAUCACGACUUCGGACAUCAGCAUCAGCACCUUGGCGGCCGCGGACCAGCUCAGGGCAGAACAAGACUCAGGGUCGGAGUAUUCGGACGAGGAGACGGCAUCCGAGCCUGCCCACGAGACGCAGUCCGAGCAGCCAUCGAGCCAGCCGAUCCACAUCAGCAGCAUGCACUUCCAGCCGCACCAUCGCGGGGACGAUCUGUACUUUGACCAGGGCCUUGCCGAUGAGCUGGAUUUUGGCGUACCGGACCCGUCCAAUGGGCCGUUUGACGAGUCCAUCUUUGACAACAAUGACACGGACCAAUACGGCCGACCGAUCCCGGGGGCCUUUGCCAAGGCGCAGGCGCAGCGGGCGAUAGCAGUCGAAGCGGCCUCAGCCAAGCGAAACUCGGACAUCGUCUCGCCACAGCUGUCGGAACAGUCACAUGUGACGCAGUCGACAGCGCACACUUCGAUGAGCGCGGCCGGCUUCCCGAUGUCUGUGGGUGAGCUGGGCGAGCUGGGCGAGCUGGGCGAGCUGGGCGAGCUGGGACAGUCGGAGAAGAGAUUGAGCCAGCUGAACGAGAAUGGGGAUUCGCUCGUAUCUGAUGUUACUCUUCGCCGACAGCUGAUGUCGGUCGUGACCGAUGCCGACCGGGUUGCCGCUUACCAGGCCGCUCUGGCCGAGGCAGCGCACCAGGCGGCGGCGUCUGGGAAGUUUCGUCGCGACUCAUCGCCAGCUCCUGUUUCGCCCAGUCUUGGUCUUGGCCUUGGCAGUGUCGGCGUCGGGUCAGAGGAGGACGGCGGACCGGGUCUGGACAUCGACAUCGUGGACGCUGCGGCCUCAGGUCCAAUUCCGGCAGCGGCUUCGGCUUCGGGCCAGGACUUCCAACAAGACGAGGAGGAAUACAAGUAUACACAAGACAUGGACGACUAUGAGUUUGAUGACGACGCCAUCAUCGAUGCGGCCAAUGCAGAGGUGCUGGCCAACGACAGCGACGGGUUCUACGGGCAGGAGUUCAACUUCUACUCAGCGCCGCUGUACCACCACGGCUCAUCGGCAUCGGCGUCUUCGGCCAGCUCGGCGGAGUAUGCCAACGGGGGCUACUUUGUGGCGGCGGGCGUGGGCCGCAGCACGUCUGGGCGGGUGGUCUCGCGCGAGCCGAACCUGACGCCGAUCACAGAGCGGUCGGAAUACUCGAACCGGAACAGCGUGUUGUCGAUGACGAUGCCGCCACUGGGCACGAGCGCGGACCUGCGGUCGCCGGGGCUGGCUCAGCUGGCGAUGCUAGACGAUGGGGGCAACGGCAGCGAGAUGAGCAUGCAGGCGUUGCUGCGGCUGCGCACGCGAACAUUUGGUGGCGGCAGCCAGGCGAGCCUGUCGAGUCGUGAGGGCAGCCCCAAGUCCGUGGCGGGCGGCGUCAUGGUUGCGGAUCGAGAGCGGGACCGAGAGCGGGACCGAGACCGAGAGCGCGAGGGGACAUCGCCGCCGUGGGGCGUGCCAGCGUAUUCAGGUCUUGGGAUCGGCAUCGCCGGUGGCAGCAGCGGGUAUCUUCACCAGCAUGGCCGCAAGAGCUCGGCGACGGGCUUCUCUUUUCGCGGCAGCAGCGGGCUCACGUCAGAGACGGGCAGCGACAGCGGUAGUCCGACGAUGACUAACUUCGCAGUCAUCCCCAUCAUGGCGCCGUCGCCGAUCUCGCCGCCGGUAGUGUACUCGGGCAUCAGCGGGACGUGUCCGCCAGUGAAGGAGGAGAGCGACGAGACGGCGGCAACGACAACGGCAGCGACAACAGCGACAUCAACGGCAAUGUCACCGACAACAUCGGCCGCGUCGCUAUGGGACACCCGGACCGGCUCCAGCUCGCUGACCGGGUCGGGGUUGUGGAUGCGCAGUCCCACCAGCAUCGAUGCCGGACUUGCCUCGACGGGAGGACAGCUGCAGCAGCAGCAACAGCACCCGAAAGGCUACGUGAUGUCGCCGACGAUCAUGUCCGAGUGCACAUCGCCCACGUCUCCGCUGGCAUCGUUCCACCGGCCGACGGCAGGCUUGGGCCACCGACAUCGCGGUUCGGCCGACAGCAUCUCGUACACGAUGGAAGAGGACAGCGGAGAGACGGUGUGGGUGAUGGAACGACGACGGCUGGCGGAGUCGGGCGAGGUGGAGAUUCUGGAGCGCGAAGUGGUGGAGGGAGGACGGAUAUGA
This is a messenger RNA of Grosmannia clavigera kw1407, 4446 nucleotides long. RefSeq lists its product as uncharacterized. NCBI's taxonomy places the organism in Eukaryota, Fungi, Ascomycota, Sordariomycetes, Ophiostomatales, Ophiostomataceae. The coding region runs from base 1 to 4446 and encodes 1481 amino acids. The record is from RefSeq and is a predicted model, not a curated record. The transcript has a single exon.